ACACCGGUCUGCAGACAUCACUGCUACAAUCAUCUUCUUCGUGAUAGUUCGGUUACAGUAAUAUGUUUCUUCUUUUAUCAUGACCGAUAUAUAAACUGUAUCAUGCACGUGUGCGUUUUCUGCGAACAAUAUUACAUUAAAUGGUGUAAGUUUUAAGGUUAACGUAUAAGUUGAAGUUCUUUGUUUUAUUAGUGUCGUCUGUUAGCUAUUUGUGGGACAUAGACCUGCGCUAUUUGCAUAAUCCAAGGUAUUUUGUUUGGUGUUGUUUUAAGACGAAAUGAGUUAGUUCAUCCCAAACUUUCAAGGAAAAAUACGGUUGAGAAAAAAUAGUUAGGAUCUUAAUGUAUGGCAACCAACCUUGACAGUUUGGAACCAUUUGAAACCGAUAGUUUAAGUAACUUAACUGCAGGACUGAAAAUGAAGGAGCCUCCAGUAACAACGGCAACUAAUGGAGACAGGAAUUAUCGUCUGGAAGACUUUGAAAAGAAGAAGACAAUAGGUACAGGAACGUUUGGAAGAGUGUGCUUGUGUCGAGAUAAACUGUCUGGCAGUUAUUAUGCUAUGAAAAUUCUAGAAAUGGUUGACGUCAUUCGACUGAAGCAGGUGGAGCACGUGAAGAACGAGAAAACAAUUCUUCAACAAGUCACUCACCCUUUUAUCAUUAAUAUGAUUUGGACAACGCAUGACGACAGUUCUCUCUACAUGUUAUUUGAGUACGUUUGUGGUGGGGAGUUAUUCACUUACCUGCGAAACGCCGGUAGGUUCAGUAGCACUACAGGAGCUUUCUAUGCUGCAGAAAUAGUGCUAGCUCUGGAAUAUCUUCAUAAACAGCAAGUCGUGUACAGAGACUUGAAACCCGAGAAUCUGCUGCUGGACAGAGAUGGUCAUCUUAAGAUCACAGACUUUGGUUUUGCAAAGAAAUUAACUGACAGGACUUGGACUUUAUGUGGAACACCAGAAUAUUUAGCUCCAGAAAUCAUCCAAAGCAAGGGUCACAAUAAGGCUGUUGACUGGUGGGCUCUAGGUAUACUAAUCUACGAAAUGUUAGCUGGGUACCCUCCUUUCUUUGACGACAAUCCAUUUGCUAUCUACGAGAAGAUCCUAGCUGGAAAACUAGACUGGCCUCGACAUAUUGACCCGGUAGCGAAGGAUCUAAUAAAGAAGCUGCUUGUUCAAGAUCGUACAAAACGACUAGGAAGUAUGAAGAACGGGGCUGACGAUGUAAAAAGACAUCGAUGGUUCAAAGGCAUUAACUGGGACGAUGUUUUAAACAGAAGAGUGAAGCCUCCCAUUGUCCCUAAGGUGAAGUCUGACGGAGACACGGGUAACUUUGAUGAUUAUCCGGAAGGAGACAACCAUAAGAGAGCCUCACUUCUUACUGACAAGGAAAUGAAAAUGUUCGAGGAAUUUUAGCCGAAGAUCAAGUCUCUUAGUUUAGCCAAACAAUUGGAUCAUAUCAAAGUGCUGAAAGUAAAGAUUAUAUCUUGUUGUAUUGGGAAAGAGUUCUGGUCAUAGAUGUGUUAAUUGUUAUACUCUCAUUAAGAUGCAAGAUUUAUCGUUUUUGUUAACACGUAUAAUCGCAAAGUCUAGAAAAAAACUAAAAUACAACAACAUGCAGUGUGUUUAAUCGUGUACAAUCAUUUAACCAAGUCCAUAUUUAAACACAAUACCAGUGUGUGUGUGUCUGUCUGUGUAUUAAGACUAUAUAUGUUUUUCAGUUGUAACGGCAUUACUGGGUUUACAGAAAUUUAAUUUAAGUAUCUCCAAAGGUCAUAGUGUUAAUAAUAAUAAAAAAAUAGAAUAUUGA
Limulus polyphemus (Atlantic horseshoe crab) is the source of this 1807-nucleotide messenger RNA. Its product is annotated as protein kinase DC2-like. The record is from RefSeq and is a predicted model, not a curated record. Bases 346 to 1413 code for a protein of 355 amino acids. The transcript is spliced from 8 exons. Gene Ontology annotation, biological process: protein phosphorylation. NCBI's taxonomy places the organism in Eukaryota, Metazoa, Arthropoda, Merostomata, Xiphosura, Limulidae. Gene Ontology annotation, molecular function: ATP binding; protein serine/threonine kinase activity.